Molecule: messenger RNA, 1508 nt
Organism: Salvia hispanica
Lineage: Eukaryota; Viridiplantae; Streptophyta; Magnoliopsida; Lamiales; Lamiaceae
Source: RefSeq, a predicted model, not a curated record
AUUCUGUUUUCGAAGUUCAACGGCUUUGAAUCUGCGAGUUCGCGCCGAAGCUGGAUUGCCGAUCUAAAAAAUGAAAAUGAAGAUCAACAAAGCUUGCGACCUCAGCUCCAUCUCUGUUCUUCCUCCUCAAUCUAGGAGAUCGAGUGGAGUUUCCAGUGGAUUAGAGUCUUCUUCUAUCUUCGGGAGAAGCCAAACAGCAUCACAGCUUCGACCACAACAACCUCAGCUGUCACUUUCACAGGGAGUUUCUUCUCAGCAUGGCCUAUUUUCUCAGUUUUCACAGAAUUCUCAAGAUGAAGUCCUGACUAAUGAGAAAAUAGGAUCUCAAGAUAGAGAGAGUUCAGCGAGGAGGACAAGCUGCUUGGCUCUAGUUGAUUCUGCACGAGAUGAGAAUCAGAUGAUUGCAUCUAGAACUUCCAAUCACUUGAUGCGCAAGUGGUCUGGUCAAGAAUACAAAUGUCAUAUUAACGAAGAGCUUGAACACAGAAUUGGAACGAUAGAAAAUUCGUUGAGCAGGCUUGGACUGAUCUUGGACUCUGUUCAGGGUGACAUCAUGCAAGUAAACAAGGGCACAAAAGAAGUAGCAUUAGAGACAAAAGACAUGCGGCAGAAAUUGAACUCCAAUGAGGACUCACUGCAGCUGCUGAACAAAGGGCAAGAAGCCAUCAAGAGUUGCCUGGACAUGGGCUUAAAAUCUCUGUAUGAUCAACUUAAGCAGUUUAUGAACCAAGACAAUUCAGGGUUGACAAAGUCAUCUCUGUCAGAUCUAUCUGAGAAAAUUGACAGUCAAAUGGUGAAAUUACAAAACAAUCUGCACAAGGAUUUCUGCAAAGAAAUACAGGCAUUUUCUUGCAGUAUGAAGAUGAUCACUCAAAAACAAGUAACUUCCUCAACAAACGGGUCAAAAGCACUUUUCUCUGCAACUGCUGUCCCCUGUCGCCCUUCUCCUCAGGAAGUUCCUUUUCCACACAAUACAACAGGGCAUUUAAAAACACAGCAAACAACUCUACCACCAAAGAUCAAAUUGGGAGGCUGGACAUCAGUAAAGCCAGAACUUACAUCCCCUCAAGCUGGAAAAUAUAAUAAGAGAAGUGAACAAAAAAAGGAAUGCAAUAUUGUUAUUGAAUCAGAUGAGGAAAUUGAUGCUGGUUUUUCCUGCUUGUUCAAGGAAAAGGGAACAGAUAUAGUUAAAUAUUCAAUAGAUGAAGUCAAAAAUGAAACUGCGCGUAUCCUUAGGAAAGCCCGGAGGAGAAAGAGAAAACAUUGCAACACCAUUAUCAUAGACUGAAGUUAAGAAUACUGAAGGAGCUCAAAUAAUGUCGGUGGAGUCUCAUGAUAAGGCAAAUGGUUCUUGGUCAGAGCACUUAAAAUAAAUAAAGAUUAUUUCUCAACAGCAGGUAUGCUCGCCCCUCAUAUUCCAUGAUGGACAUACCUUGUAUCCCACUGCAUCAUCUCUCGUUCAAUAUUUUAGUAGUUUGAAACUCUUGAGGAAGUCAUUUAUGUAUAAU